AUGGGUUCCUCCCAGCGGCAGUUAGUACUCCCAUUCCUGCUCCUUCUGGCCUUGGCCGGAACAGCACUGAGUGGUGUACAGGAGGUGCACAACGUUCUGGAGUUGACAGGACGGGCAGUGAAUAAGCUGAGGUUUUCCACGGAUGUGGCUUCGGACAAGUACACUCCACCGGAGGAGAUGGAUCCCCAGUACUGGUACAACAUCGCCGACGAGGAGAUCACCAAGAGGCUGGAACUACCACAACCCAAUUCCCAGAAGGCCAAGAACAUCAUUAUGUUCCUCGGAGAUGGCAUGCCACUCGCCACCGUUGCAGCUGCUCGCAUCCUGAAAGGACAACGCCAAGGAAACACAGGUGAGGAGUCCUCCCUGAGCUUCGAGCGAUUCCCCUACACCGGUUUGAGCAGGACCUACUGCUCCAAUUCCCAAGUGCCCGACUCCGCCUGCACUGCCACGGCGUAUUUGUGCGGCGUUAAGACCAACAUCGUCAAUAUCGGAGUAAGUGCAGCAGUGGAAUACAAUAACUGCAGCGCCAGCCAGGAUCCCGCGAACCGCCUGACCUCCAUCGCCGAGUGGGCCCAAAACGCUGGAAAGUCCACGGGUAUUGUGACCACCACCACACUGACCCAUGCCAGUCCCUCGGGAGCAUAUGCAAAAACAGCCAACCGCAUGUGGGAGUGCGACACAGAUGUGACCAACUAUGGUGUGGAUGCCAGCUCCUGCAUCGACAUGGCCACCCAGCUGGUUACCCAGACGCCCGGCAAAAACUUCGAGGUUAUGUUCGGCGGAGGAAUGGGCAAGUUCCUCCCCAACUCCAUCGUUGAUUCUCACGGAAAGCCUGGUGAGCGAUCUGACGGAGUGAAUCUGCUCUCCCGCUGGCAGGGGCUCCACGAUGGAGGCGUCUUGGUCACCAAUCGCAAUCAGCUGCUUAAUUUGAACGUGUCAGCAGUGUCCAGUGUCAUAGGUCUCUUCCAAUCCCAGCUGAUGAACUUCCACUUGGAGGCUGAUGACACCUAUCAGCCCACCCUCUCAGAACUCACUGAGGUGACCAUCAAGAAGCUCAGCCAAAACAAUGAAAACGGAUUCUUUGCGUUCAUUGAAGGUGGUCUCAUUGACUAUGGCAACCACUACACCAAAGCUGGCUAUGCUUUGGAUGAGACUUUGGAAUUCGAGAAGGCCAUUCAGUUGGCCCGUGACAUGACGGACAUCGAGGACACUUUGAUUGUGGUGACCGCUGAUCACGGACACGCCGUCAGCAUAGCCGGCUAUCCUGGCAGAGGAACACCCAUCCUGGGAAUCAAUCAACAUGACACCGACAUCAACGGAGUGAAGUACUCGGUUCUCAACUAUGCAGCUGGACCCAAUCAGUAUCUGGAUGAGACCGGCCAGCGCAUUCCUCUGGACGAUAUCCUUGGCUCGGACGACGCCAUCACCCCCAGCUACAUUUCCAAGGAUCAGGGCGUGCACUCCGGCGAGGACGUGGGCAUAUUCGCCUCCGGCCCGCAGAGUCACCUCUUCACCGGAGUGAUGCAGCAGAGCACCAUUCCUCACCUGAUGGCAUAUGCCGCGUGCAUUGGAAGCGGAAAGCAGGUGUGCGACAACUGA
Messenger RNA from Drosophila mauritiana, 1602 nucleotides. Its product is annotated as membrane-bound alkaline phosphatase-like. Gene Ontology annotation, biological process: dephosphorylation. Lineage: Eukaryota; Metazoa; Arthropoda; Insecta; Diptera; Drosophilidae. The coding region runs from base 1 to 1602 and encodes 533 amino acids. The record is from RefSeq and is a predicted model, not a curated record. Gene Ontology annotation, molecular function: alkaline phosphatase activity. The transcript has 3 exons.